AUGUCCUCAGUAAUCGCAUCAGACAUCCCAUCUCAAACCACCCCAGCAGAAGUCCGCAAAUUCUUUUCCUUUGCAGGCAAAAUUACCAACUUGAUCCCCUUGGGCGACGACGGCAAAGUCAAGAAAUACGAAGUCGUGUUCGCGUCACCCAAAGCCGUAUCCACUGCCCUUUUGCUCAAUGACGCCGAGCUCAACAAUGGAUUCAUCAGGGUCGACGAAAUUAAAGAAAUCACCGAUGGCGAAACUGGCAAAGCUCCGCAAGAUGAUGGCCCCGGCUACGAUGGCGAUGCUCAAAAGACAGGCGAUGCGAAAUACGAUGCAGUUGACCAGGAGAACAAGCCCAAGUAUGGUGUCUUUGCGCAAUUGCUUGCUGAGGGUUACAUUUUGAAAGAUGAAGUUGUCAAGCAGGCUACUGAGUUUGAUAAGCAAUAUGGUAUCAGUGAAGGUUGGGAUAAGUUUAUCGACGACGUUGCCAAGGUUCAACAAGAGGGCAAGAGAUUGGCUGGUUUGAAACAACUGGGUAAAGCUGCCUGA
Lodderomyces beijingensis is the source of this 534-nucleotide messenger RNA. The record is from the annotation of a GenBank genome assembly. Lineage: Eukaryota; Fungi; Ascomycota; Pichiomycetes; Serinales; Debaryomycetaceae.